Malania oleifera is the source of this 624-nucleotide messenger RNA. RefSeq lists its product as uncharacterized. The coding region runs from base 1 to 624 and encodes 207 amino acids. The transcript is spliced from 3 exons. The record is from RefSeq and is a predicted model, not a curated record. NCBI's taxonomy places the organism in Eukaryota, Viridiplantae, Streptophyta, Magnoliopsida, Santalales, Ximeniaceae.
AUGGAAGAAGGAGAAUCAAUUACUUCCAUGUUUACCCGUUUUACAUAUAUAAAAAAUGGUUUCAAAGCACUUGGUAGGGAUUAUUCUAUAGAGGAUAAUGUGCAGAAAGUCCUUCGUUCAUUACUAGAAUCAUGGCAUGCAAAGUCAACGGCCAUCGAAGAAGCAAAGGAUCUCUUAGAGGUCACUCUUGAUGAGCUCAUUGGAUCUCUCAUGACUUAUGGGAUCAAAAAGAAAAAUGCAACACUUGAAGUUGAAAAGCCCAAAAAGACACUGGGGAUCACCUUAAAGGUAGCAAGUCAAAAGGAAAUGGUGGAGGAAGAAGUGAGUGACAAUGAAGACGAAGAAGGAGACAAAAAAAAGAACAAAGCUAUGAAUGCAACCGGAUGGGAUGAGCUGGACGGAACUUCGACCGAGGGAGAAUUUGAAGAUGAAGUUGCCAACUUCUGUUUCAUGGCGGAUGAUCAAGAUGAGGUUUGCUUGAAGACUACUUCAAUGAAGAACAAACGGUUCCUUGACAACGGUUGUUCAAGGCACAUGACAGGAGACGCCAACAAAUUCGCCUCUCUCACCUACAAGAAAGAAGGGUUUGUGACUUUCGAGAUAACGCCAAGGGUAGAAUCAUAA